AGGGAAGCCUGGCAUGCUGCAGCCCAUGGGCUCACAAAGAGUCAGACACGACUGAGAGACUGAACUGAGUGUGUGUGAGGUUCAUCAGCCCCAAGACAAGUCCCCAGCAGUUCUUGCUCCACUGGCUCGGAGGAGGGUGCAGGACAGAAAGACUGUCCCUGGAAGCUUCAUGUGACCCACGCCCAGGCCCCCAGCUAAUGUCUCUCUGCUCCCCUCUCUAGGAGAUGGCGGGCAGGGCCCUCAAGCAGACCGGCAGCCGCAGCAUCGAGGCCGCCCUGGAGUUCAUCAGUAAGAUGGGCUACCUGGAGCCAGGCAAGGAGCAGAUCGUGCGGGUCGUCAAGCAGACCUCUCCAGGGAAGGGCCUGGCGCCGGCCCCCGGGCCGCGGAGGCCGAGCUUCGAAGCAGCAGCGGGCGAGCCUUUCCCGCCCUUCGCGCAGGUGGCCGGGCUGGCCUUCGAGGGCCCCGCCGCCCUGGAGGAAGCACCCCGCCCGUACCCGGACUUCCUCUUUGCUGGCAUCGGGCUUCCUUGUCGUCCGCACCCGCCCAAGGGCUACACUGCCACCGGGGAGGCCGCCCGCAUGGGCCUCGCGGGCCCCGGGGGCGCUCACUACAGAGCCCCGCUGCUGGUGCCCGCGGAGCCCCUGGGCUAUGGCGUCCAGCGCAGCCCCUCCUUCCAAAGCAAGGCGGCCCCGGAGGCCGGCGCGUAUGCGGGGCUGGCCGCCAAGGCCGCCGAGCCCCCCGAUGGCAGCCCCGCGAGCCCCGGGGCCACCAAGGCCGACAGGGCGGGCAGAGACCGGAAGCAGAUCCAGACAUCCCCGGUGCCCGUGCGCAGGGGCGGCCGCGACGAGGACAGGCGCGAAUCGCGCAUCAAGAGCUACUCGCCGUCGGCCUUCAAGUUCUUCAUGGAGCAGCAUGUGGAGAACGUGCUCAAGACCCACCAGCAGAAGGUGGCCCGCCGGCUGCAGCUGGAGCAGGAGAUGGCGAAGGCCGGGCUCUGUGAGGCGGAGCAGGAGCAGAUGAGGAAGAUUCUCUACCAGAAGGAGUCUAAUUAUAAUAGGCUCAAGCGGGCCAAGAUGGACAAGUCCAUGUUUGUGAAGGUGAAGACCCUGGGCGUUGGCGCCUUUGGGGAGGUGUGCCUGGCCUGCAAGGUGGACACGCACGCGCUGUAUGCCAUGAAGACCCUGAGAAAGAAGGACGUCCUGAACCGCAACCAGGUGGCCCAUGUCAAGGCAGAGCGGGACAUCCUGGCGGAGGCGGACAAUGAAUGGGUGGUCAAGCUCUACUACUCCUUCCAGGACAAGGACAGCCUGUACUUUGUGAUGGACUACAUCCCAGGUGGAGAUAUGAUGAGCCUGCUCAUCCGCAUGGAGGUGUUUCCUGAGCACCUGGCACGCUUCUACAUUGCUGAGCUGACGCUGGCCGUCGAGAGCGUUCACAGGAUGGGCUUCAUCCACCGGGACAUCAAGCCUGACAACAUCCUCAUAGACCUUGACGGCCACAUCAAGCUGACAGACUUCGGCCUCUGCACUGGAUUCAGGUGGACCCACAACUCCAAAUACUACCAGAAAGGGAGUCACUCCCGGCAGGACAGCAUGGAGCCUAGCGACCUCUGGGACGACGUGUCUAACUGCCGGUGUGGAGACCGGCUCAAGACCCUGGAGCAGAGGGCGCGGAGGCAGCACCAGCGAUGUCUGGCUCACUCCCUGGUUGGGACCCCAAACUACAUUGCCCCGGAAGUGCUCCUCCGGAAAGGUUACACCCAGCUCUGCGACUGGUGGAGUGUCGGCGUGAUUCUCUUCGAGAUGCUGGUGGGGCAGCCGCCGUUCCUGGCGCCGACGCCCACGGAGACCCAGCUGAAGGUGAUUAACUGGGAGAGCACGCUGCACAUCCCUGCGCAGGUGGAGCUGAGCCCCGAGGCCCGGGACCUCAUUGCCAAGCUGUGCUGUGCAGCUGAGCACCGGUUAGGCCGCAAUGGGGCUGAUGAUCUGAAGGCCCACCCGUUCCUGGGCGCCAUCGACUUCUCCAGUGACAUCCGGAGGCAGCCAGCCCCCUACGUGCCCACCAUCAGCCACCCCAUGGACACAUCCAACUUUGACCCAGUGGAUGAGGAGGGCCCCUGGCAGGAUGGCAGUGAGGACAGCUCCAAAGCCUGGGAUGCGCUGGGCCCUACAGGCAGCCGGCACCCUGAACAUGCCUUUUACGAGUUCACCUUCCGGAGGUUCUUCGAUGACAACGGCCACCCAUUCCGUUGCCCCAAGCCUGCAGUGGCUGAAGCCGUGACCGAGGCUGAGCAGCCGACUUCGGUGGGUCCGGCCCUGGGGGCGCAGGCCGGGGGCUGCCAGCCCGUGUACGUGUAGACUGGUGGACGGGAAUGUCAGCCCGUCAGGUCAGUUGGCUGGUUGCCCCCCAAAACCAAAGCGGAAAAGCUUCUGAAAGAGGACUCACCUCUGAGGUCUGCAUCUCCAGGUUCUGGUGGAGGCAGGAGGUGUCAGCGCAGCCUGGAAUUAGCUUUGAGGACCUUCACGACAUUAAAACAAUAUUUUUUAAAUCAGUACAGUAGAAAGAGCACUUAUUUUGUUUAUAGCCAUUUUUCUUAUUAAAUUAUAGGGAUUAAUUUUGACAAAUCAUGCUGCUGUUAUUUUCUACGUUUGUAUUUUAUCCACAGCACUUACUCACAUUAGGGAAAGACAUAAAGAUUGAAGAACAUGUGAUAAGAAAUCUCUGUGCAAUAAUGUUUAAAAAAAAAAGAUAACACUGUCCUGAUGUCCUGAUGUUGCUGAUACCAUUUUAUUCACACAACAGUUUUUGUUUUAUAUUUUUCCCACAUUUCAAAAUUGUGAUAUAUGUUAAAAGCUGCUUUUGUUGUUCUGUUCUCUUUUUGCAUAUUAUAGCAUAAUAGGAAGUGUGAGCAGUUGAUCAUGCGGGUGUGACUUCAGACAUCAGGUAUGGAGAGAGCAUGAACAGGGUUUUUCUAUUAUUAAUAUAACGUGACCGUGUCUUGCCAUUCACAGCAGGUUCUGUGAAUACGUUUUUACUGAGUGUCCUUGGAUGAGUCGUUCUGGACAGUGUGCUGAUGCCGCAUCGUGAGUGACUUCCUCGCUGUGACUGCACCCCCUCCUCUCUCACUUCAGAAAUGCACGUGUACCUGAGAGAUGUGACUGUAUGUGUCAUGGGUGUGAUUGGAUUCUUUGAGGGGGCAAAGACAUUUGUCCUACACUAAACUUGUGUACAUCAAAAGGGAUUCACUUAGCUCUGCCAAAAAAAGUAAGUUAGCCAUGGACCUCUGUCUGUCUCGCCAGUCAGGAUGCUGUCCUGUGGCCCAGCCGACACAGGGAGCCAGAACCCCACCGUUCAGACCUGUGGAGAGUUUUCUCUGCAGUGCUUUUAGUGUGCUUUGAAGGAUCCAACUUAACUCGGUUUUAAAAGCACAUUUUUCUAAUCUUUGUGAAACAGCAAGGACUAUUCAAAGUGAUAUUGGAGGGGGAAAAAAAGAUAAUUAAGCCAUACAUAUUUUCUUAGGAGUAUAGAUGUAUAUAUAACUAUAUAGAUAAACACACAAAAUAUUCCUAUUUCAAAUUAGUAUGAUUCCUAUUUAAAGUGAUUUAUAUUUGAAUAAAAAGUUAAAUUUCUUUUUUGCUUUUUAAAAACCUGAUGCAUCAUAUUUUUUGUUAUAUUCACGUAUUUUUCCUUGAGGUUUUUAGCAUAAUGUAUCCAUUACUUAGUGUAUCUCUAGGCAGCAACACUCACAUGUCUAUGGAUGUCUAAACUGAAGAAGAAGAUUCCUGUGUACUGGUUUACAUGUGUAUGAGUGGCAGGUUCUGAGUCUGCUGUGCUGUGUCGUGACUGUCAAUGUUUCUCUAGUUUUGCAGUAACGCCGUGUUAUUUACACUUUGACAGCCUUCAUGUGGUAGGUUCUUUCUCAGGAACUCAAUUUAACUAUUAUUUAUUGAUAUAUCAUUGCCUUUGAAAAGCUUCUACUGGCACAAUUUAUUAUUAAAAGUUUGAAUCCAAA
This is a messenger RNA of Odocoileus virginianus texanus, 4012 nucleotides long. NCBI's taxonomy places the organism in Eukaryota, Metazoa, Chordata, Mammalia, Artiodactyla, Cervidae. The record is from RefSeq and is a predicted model, not a curated record.